Panicum hallii is the source of this 1530-nucleotide messenger RNA. RefSeq lists its product as uncharacterized. The record is from RefSeq and is a predicted model, not a curated record. The transcript has a single exon. The coding region runs from base 1 to 957 and encodes 318 amino acids. NCBI's taxonomy places the organism in Eukaryota, Viridiplantae, Streptophyta, Magnoliopsida, Poales, Poaceae.
AUGUCUAAUGUGUCACAAGAUCACUCUAGCCAUUCUGAUGAGUCACAAGAUCACUCUAGUCAUUCUGAUCAGUCUAUCUCUAGUGAGAAGCUUGAAGAGAUGAUGUGGGAAGAAAUUAACGAUCCUAUUGAGGCUCAACUACAAGCUCAUCUUGAAGGCCAACUUGAAGUGAAGUUGCAUGCAAAACUUGCUGGUACCUCUAAUAAAAGUGGGCGCAACAAACGGAGGUACAUAAAUAGAGAUCACGAAGAAGACCAUAACAGGUUGUUUGCUAAAUAUUUUUCAAGCAAUCCUUUAUACACCGAUGAUCAGUUCCGUAGAAGAUUUCGCAUGAGGAAGCAUUUAUUCUUGUGCAUUGUAGAAGCUCUUGGUGUUUGGUCUCCUUUUUUUCGUCUUAGAAGAGAUGCCUUUGGCAAGGUGGGUCUAUCACCAUUGCAGAAAUGUACUGCUGCAAUCCGAAUGUUGGCAUAUGGAACACCGGCUAAUCUUAUGGAUGAGUCUUUUGGUGUAGCUGAAAGCACGGCAAUGGAGUGCAUGAUCUAUUUUGUUCAAGGUGUGAGGCAUAUUUAUGGACAACGCUAUCUCCGCAGGCCUACUGAAGAAGAUAUUCAGCAUUUACUUCAGUUUGGAGAGGCACAUGGAUUUCCAGGUAUGUUGGGCAGUGUUGAUUGCAUGCAUUGGGAAUGGCAAAAUUGCCCGGUUGCAUGGAAGGAACAAUUCACCCGUGGUGAUUAUGGAGUCUCUACUAUCAUGCUUGAAGUAGUUGCAUCUGCUGACCUAUGGAUUUGGCAUGCAUUUUUUGGUGCUGCUGGUUCAAACAACGACAUCAAUGUGUUGGACCAGUCACCCUUGUUCACUGAUGUGGUACAAGGAAGAGCGCCUACUGUUCAGUUUAGUGUUAAUGGGAACAACUACAAUAUCGGAUAUUAUCUAGCUGAUGGUAUUUAUCCUGAGUGAGCAGCAUUUGCCAAAUCAAUCAAUAGGCCCCAAAGUCAGAAGCAUAAAUUGUAUGCGCAGCAUCAAGAAUCAGCAAGAAAAGAUGUCGAGCGAGCCUUUGGGGUUUUACAGAAAUGUUGGGCCAUAAUACAUCAACCGGCACGUCUUUGGGAAAGGCAAGAGCUUGCCGAUAUAAUGUAUGCAUGUAUUAUUUUGCAUAACAUGAUUGUUGAGGAUGAGAGGGGCUCCUAUGGGAUACCUGAUGAUAAUACAUAUGAACAAGGGCAAUUUUCUGCUCAAAUAACAGGACUUGACCAGGGACCGAUCUACGGAUUUGCAGAGGUCUUACAAAAAAAUAGGAAUAUUCGUGAUCGAGCAACCCAUCGGCGUCUCAAGCAAGAUCUGAUUGAGCACAUGUGGCAGAGAUUUGGUAGUCAGCAACAAGAUUAGAAUUUAUUAGCAUAUAUGAACCUUGUACUUUCGUAGUUUAAUUUUUCUGCAGUAAUCCAAUUUAGAGUAUAUACAUGUUUGCUUCAAAUUACUUGCAUCUGUAACUGAGAUCAUCUAAAUAAUGUUGGCAGCCAUGUGAUGAAA